Molecule: messenger RNA, 2984 nt
Organism: Solenopsis invicta (red fire ant)
Lineage: Eukaryota; Metazoa; Arthropoda; Insecta; Hymenoptera; Formicidae
Gene: Arl4
Product: ADP-ribosylation factor-like protein 4C
Exons: 5
Coding region: 596-1219 (207 amino acids)
Biological process (GO): intracellular protein transport; vesicle-mediated transport
Cellular component (GO): cytoplasm
Molecular function (GO): GTPase activity; GTP binding
Source: RefSeq, a predicted model, not a curated record
AAUAGAGGAGCUAUGUCCUUUCGUUCGCGCUUUGUUGGUUGGUUCGCUACGCGUCAGCACGCGUCAGUUCGUCCCGAACUGUCGGGUAGGUGUGUUGGUUUGGUAGGAGUUCCGUUACCGCGUUCAAGUUCUCGCACAUAGUUUGAUCCAAUAGUUUUCUUUCCCCCGCAAGUACACGCUUCGGAGAAGUGUGUCAGUGCUUUUAUCUGUGCCAAUUUGUGGAUUUGGAUAUGCCCGCAGACACGGAUUAUACCUCCGGAUCUAACAUGGUUUACGCGACGCUGCUCAUGGAUAAUGGAGGAAUGUUUUGUCCGUGAAUCUCCCUUUUGAUCGAGAUGCGAAGCAUUAAAGGAUGCGGUAGUGGAUUCGCAGUGUUGGAGUCCUUUUACGGGCAUCGAAGAUAGAAUUUAGUGAAGAAAGAUAUUUCUCACAAGAACGGAAGGAGAGGAAGAAAUCUAGAUGCUAGGCCGAAUCAAAACGAAGUAGAAAAGAGAAAGAGCGAAAGAAAGAGAAUUAUUAUCGAAAAGAAGAAGCGAGAACGAGAGAAGGGAAGAGAGAGACAAAAAGAGAGAGAGAGAGAGAGAGACAGAGAGGGAUGGGCGCUGGGAUGGGAAGGAGCGGCACGAGUGGCGGUCUUCUUGAAGCACUUCCCACAGGAACUCCACUCCACGUGGCGAUGCUUGGUCUCGACAGCGCCGGAAAGACGACCGCCCUAUACAGACUCAAAUUCGAUCAGUAUCUCAAUACCGUACCGACCAUUGGCUUCAACUGCGAAAGAAUUCGUGGCGGUAUUGGAAAAGCUAAAGGUGUUAAUUUCCUUGUGUGGGACGUCGGUGGACAAGAAAAGUUACGGCCGUUAUGGAAAUCUUACACGAGAUGUACCGAUGGCAUUAUUUUUGUCGUUGAUUCUUGCGACACCGAGCGGCUCGAAGAGGCAAAAAUGGAGCUUACCAGGACGGCAAGAAGUCCAGACAACGCGGGUGUGCCGAUUCUAAUUCUUGCCAAUAAACAAGAUUUGCCUGGUGCAAAAGAAGUUGGCGAAUUGGAGAAGCAUUUGGGAGUGUUGGAAUUAGCCGAAAUGCCAGGCAGCUCUUGUAUUCGUGUGCAACCGGCGUGCGCUAUUACAGGCGAAGGACUUCACGAAGGUUUGGACAUGUUGUAUCAGUUGAUCUUGAAACGACGCAAGCUGGCCAAACUGAAUCGGAAACGAGCUAGGUAGGCCAGGGCUUCGGAAGACUGCACAUGCGUCUUCUGAUAUUGUCGAUCGCGGACAGCCUCCCCUUUGGCGAUGCUUUCCAUAACUUCCACCUCGUCCUCUCUUUCCAAUUGUGAUGAAGAUAUAGCAUAUUGACUUGAAAGAAGUGAACGACGACCAGGAUUGCAAUCACCUCUCUCUGACUUUCGCUCUCGGUGAGAUGCUGUUAGAAUUAUUUGGAGCUUGCGUCGAUUUUUAGGUGUGAGUUUAUGUGUGUAUGUGAGUUUAUAAAUGUACAUAUAUAUCGGUCUAGAGCUGCAUAUAUAUAUAUAUAUAUAUAUAUAUAUAUAUAUAUAUAUAAGAAAAAAUGGAAAAGGGAUUAAUGACUGUUCCUAGGUUGUUGCAUAUAAAAUUUUUUUACUAAAAAUUGAGAUUCAAUAUUAUACAACUUUAAUUAAAAUAUGUUGAACGAUAUAUUAGUAUUUUUUUUCUUUUGACAAUAAGAAAAAUGUAACUGGACGGGGUGUGUUUGAGACAUUUACAAAUUUUGUAUCAUAAAGUAUUGAUUUGUCACUUGCACAAUUUGAUCGGUAUAAAUUUAAAUAAGUUUACAAAUUUGACAUAAAUUAGACAUUGUACUGUUAUAUAUUACGAGUUUUUCUUUUUGAAUGAAAUUUAAUUUUAUGCUGAAUUGAUUUUAUUUUGUAUGCAACAAUGUAAUGAUUAAAAUGAUCGUAAAUAUAAACGUGUGACGAUGCUAGUCGACUGAGGAAAAUCUAUCGUUGCGAUAAAGAAAAUGAGUCGAUGCGAAAGUGGUAUAAAUAUAAGUAAAUAGUUGUAAAUAAAUUUGCGAAGUUGUAAUUUCAUGCUGGCACAAAUUUUAAAUGCAAAAAUGCAUUAACACGAGCAACGAACGUUAAUCAACAUCCGAAAAUCUGUGGCAAUAUAAAUUGUCAUAAAUUAUUUAGCAACAUUGGAUAUUAUUGCUGCGAAGGUUAAUUAUUGCCAUAUUUUUUAAAUACAAAACAACAUAGCAAUAUAUUCUAUUUACAUACACGAGUAAUCGGAUGCUAUAAUUUUAUUAUUUUGUAAAGUUUAUACCGUAUUGUAAAUUUUUUCUCACUUAUUGGACAUAUUAGACAUACGAAAUUUAUUGUUAAAGAAGUAUUGUUUUGAAAAUCUGAUACUAUUUUGUUAAUUUCAUUUUAUUCUUUAUAGAAUUAUUCUAAUAAACGAUCUUGCCAGCACCGUACAUGGCAAGUAUGUUACUAUGACGUGCCAAUUCGUCAUAUGUUACGUUGUAACGAUGUCUCAAUUAGUGUUCGUAACGUGAUUGACACAUUACACGUACCUAACAAAUUCCCGAUGACAGAAAUAUGAAAAUAGUGACGUAUAUUUGUAACUUUAUGCAAUUAAAAAAUGGUUGACCAAUUUUGAGAAUUAAAGAUUGGUUUUUACUAUAUUAUUUAUGUAUAAAAAUAUUUAUGUAUAAUAGUAGUUAGUCUUCAAGGCACUUUUUUCAUUAUCAUUAGAAGAUAAAUAAGAAAUUUCAUAAAUAUUAUGGCCUGGAAAUUCAUACAAGUUCCCAUGUCAUACAAUAAAGCAUCGCGUGUAUGUUUACAGUUAGCAAACCGCGCACUAGCUGAUCAUCACACACAUAAACAUACAUGCACACAUGCGUAUGCACUCGCGUGCGCGCGCGCGCACACACAUACGCACACGAUUCAUGCGUUACGGUGCUCACCUACACAAGAUCUUGAACUUUUGAAUUAUAUCAGGGACUCCUCAA